CUGACUUAUGAGGCUUUCAGUUGGCGUGCUCGGUGAAAAACUGUUCACAUGAGAGGAUGAUAAAUGUCAGGAAAUCCUUUUUCAGCCUGUUCGGGUUGUAUCUGAUAUUUUCAAACGGUGAAUGUUGCAUUGACGAUGGCUGUUAUCUGCCAAAACCAAACAUCACUCUGAAAGCUAUUAAUGAUAAGCAGACUCUUGUGGUGAGCUGGUUGGUAAAACACAGCAGCUUCGGGGGUGACAUUUAUGAGAUCGAGCUCAGCCGCACUGAACAGCACACCGUUAUUUACACUACAAAUGUGAGCGUGUCCCCUGGAGGUUCGGCCGAAUACACAUGGACAUGGAUCUCUGAUCUGCCUCUGGAGUGUGUUGAUCACUCUGUCAGAAUGCGAUACUAUAAUCAAUCUGUCCAGAGUCCUUGGAGCAACUGGAUAACCAACUCUGGAGUCAAAGCAAAUGAUAAGAGCCAAAUUUUUCCCUCCAGCCGUGUGCUGAGGCAGGGCAGCAGUGCCAUGUUCUGCUGUAUUCCCCCAACAGGUGUGAAUGUUAAAAGAAUGACCUUCAGGAACAAGGAAUACCGUCUUUUGAGCAUUGAAGGCGGAGUAAAAGCUAUUACUGUAAACAACCUCACUAUCCCAAAAGGAAUAAUUAAGCAUUUGAUACUGAGUUGCGAUGAUGCAACAGGCGAGAGUGUUCAUGUCUCGAACUACAUCAGUUUUCCACCCCAGAAACCCAGAAACCUCAGCUGUGUAACCUUUGACAUGGUAUCUGUCACCUGCACCUGGAAUUCACCCAGAAAGCAACUCCCAUUUGAUCGCAACGUGCAAAUUUACACUCUCCACAUAGAAAACUCAGACAAGGCUCCCUUCACCUGUGAGCAGUCAUCGUGUACUUUUCCAGCUGUGCCACACCAGCAAGAUUAUAACAUCAGUGUGUGGGUGAAGGACAAGCUAGGAGAGGAGAUGGAACGUUAUAGCUUCAACAUCUCUGACAGAGUGUUUCCUGUUGUGAAGUCGCUGAGAGUGAACCGCGGGGUGACAGGCGCCACAGUGUCCUGGAGCAUGCAGGAAAGCUUGACUCAUAUGAACCUUAUCUGUCAGGUUGCUACAGUCCCACUCGGCACCAUGGAGCUGAGGUGCAACAACAUUAUGAGCAGUUUCUGCGACGCAAAACUGGAACACCUGGUUCCCAACACUAAGUACAAUGUCAGAGUACGCUGCACAGUCAAUGGACGACUCUGGGGAGAAUGGGCAGAAGGAAGCUUCACAACAGAUCUACUGGUGUCCUUGGAUUUAUGGAGAAGAAUACAGCCGCUGUCUAACUCACGCACCCGUCAAGUUACUCUGAUGUGGAAGCCACGUAUUGCUGGCACAGCAGCCACAAUAAACAUACAAGAGUACACAGUUCAGUGGUCACAGGAAGGCCAAACAGAGUCGAAGAACAGCAGCGUGGGCCAGGCAGUGAUGUCCAUUGGCCCAGGAAAGUGUGACUUCACUGUCCAGGCUGUCCUCCCCUCUGGCACCUCCAUCCCCGCCAACAUCACCAUCCCACCAGCAGAGCACAAAGAAAAUCUCCCAGUACAGAAGCGUUUAGACAGCACCAGCGAGGGUGGUUUCAAUUUGACAUGGGAAGAGCAGAGCACUGCCACCUGUGGCUAUGUUGUGGAGUGGUGCAUGCUGGGAAAUGCAGUGCCUUGCACUCUGCAGUGGAACGUGCCAGAGGAAAACAAUGCAUUGUUCCUACAUGCUAGUGAAUUCCAAGCAGGUAACAGGUAUACGUUUUAUAUUUAUGGAUGCACGGACAAUGGACAUAGACUACUGGAGAUGCAGACUGGUUACUCACAGGAACUCAAAUCUGUUCAGCGCCCAAGUCUGGUUGAACCUGUUCAGAGUACUUCCUCUUCUGUGACACUGGAGUGGCAUUACAAUGAAGAUGAUCCAGCUCAGCCAGCAUUCAUCAUGGGGUACCUGGUUACAGUGCAGGAAGUAGGAUCUGUUUUGCUGCCAGAUCGGUCCAAUGUCUCAGUUGCAGAUCCCCACAUGAAGUUUGUGACCAUAGAGGGUCUGAAGGAGAACACAGAGUAUACUUGCUCUGUGAGUGCGCUCACUAAAGAGGGGCCUGGGCUACCAGCCAGCAUUACCUUCAGAACCAAAAUCAACUACUCUUCUCUCAUACUCAAGGUACUGACUCCCAUCUUUUUACUCAUGGGCUGCACUGUUCUCCUGUGGUCCCAAGUGAAAAUUGUGAGGAGCGGGCUGAAGGAGAUAUUUAUUUACCCUGCGGGUAUGAACAUUAAAACUCCAGAGUUUGAAGGCUUCCUGCACGAGACUGAUCAGUGGCUGCAGUCUCAGAAGCCAGAGGAGUGCAUCAGCUGUGACAUCGAGAUUUUGAAUGGCAGACCCUCUCUAAAUGAAAUAACCGCACUGAGAGAUUCUGAGCUGAUGAAUGAACCAUGCUCUCCUAGUUUGCAGUCCUCGCUUUCGUCUUCAUCACCUUCUUGCAUGCUGCUCGAAGCAAAUUACUGUCCACAGUUAGCUACUCUGCCCUGGGACAGACCAGCCUCUCAGCAAGUCACAAGCCUGAUGAACAGGAGUUACUUAUACACUUUGAAGGAGGGUUACUCUGAACCACCUAAAGUUGUAUUCAGUGAAACCAAAUCAAGCUUUGAAGCUUCUGACUGCCCCCUUGAAUCAUGUGGUGUCAUAUAUGGUUAUAUCGCCAAUGAUUCUUUAUAAGUGCUGAGUCAAGUCUGAAUCAGUAUUUCUUCCUGUCCCAUACCGUAAAUACAGAAUUUGUUUAUUACACAUAUUGUGAAUCAGCUAUCCUGCAUUCAUGCUAAACUUUAAAUUACAGAAGUGAUUUUGUUUAAAAAUUAUAUCGUAUAGGCUUUAUCAUAAAAAGAGAAUCAAUAGUGCACAAAACUCACAUUAAAUUGACUAAAGUUUGAUGUGAGAAGAGAAACAAAAAGUCAGGAAUUUGCUCAACUGUGAAGGAACUGGAGAUGUUAUCUACAGGAUGUAAGUGCUGCAACAGAUAAGGUAGAUGAGCAGGCUUAGAUGUUUGCAUAUUUUCUGAGCAUGACUUUUUAACAUCGCUUGUGAUGCAGACAGUGCUGAUAGUGGUGUAGUUGUUGAUGGGAUGUAGGUAUAAUGCUUGAAGUGUAUUCAUUGCCGUGCUAUAUGUAUCCAUGGUUAAAAACACAACUCGUGUAGCAUUGCUAUUAGCUCAUUUGGUUCAGCAGGUGACUCAUGUGCCCUUUGAAAUGAAAGCAUGAAUAAAGUGCUUUUCUAUAUAAAUCUAAGAACAUUAUUAGAGGUAUUAGUUUAGGAAUUUUUAACACUCUGCCAUCUUUUCACCUUUUCUCCAUAUCCUUUUAGACAUCCCAGCCCCGUCUGAUUCUGUGGCAUGCAUGCUCACAUUCACACUAGAUUAACUUGGCUCAACUUGUUUUCUUUUCUUUUCAGAAUCCUAUUAAAUGGCUUUCUUUUUAUUUUCCAGCAUUAUUAAAAUAUCAGUUUUCUCCAUUUUGUCAUGCCCUGAAAGAUGAAUCAUGGGGAAAAAAAACAGAAGGUUGAAUAAAAAAGGAAAAUUACAGGAAAUGUUUAGUCAUCAUUCCUCUGGAAUUUCUCGAUCAGUUACUCAUAAUUGGAAUUUUACCUUUCAGCUCAGGUCUACUUGUUGUAACAGGUUGUUCAGCAAAUUCUCACCUAAGUUUACAUGCAUUGUGUUCUGUUUAUUGUGCAGUUAGCAGACACCGGGUACAGCUCAUAAUCUAAUUUAAUACAAAGUAGAUUCAGGUUGUGUUCUAUUGUCUUGACAUUUACAUUUUACAGUUGAAAUUAGUGGGGGUGUUUUUUUAGCUCAGUUAUUGUCUUAAUGUUCUAGGAAACUGAGUGAAGUCUAUAGCAUUUCACAUGUGGCGCCUCUCCAGUUAUGGUUCUAGUUUAAGAUCACACCUUCUGAUAUAACAUGUUGAUUUAUAAACAGUUUCAACUGUUGGUCAAAAAGAAAUUGUAAGUACUAAGUAUUUGUACUCAUAUUCUUUUUAGUAACUAACACAAAGUUGCAGAACACAGAGUGCAAAAAUGCCCUUCUGAAAGGUUAUACAAGGUAUUAUUUGGAUAAGGCAGAACUCACACAUUCACCAAAUACUUUUCAUAAAAAGUAAAACAUAACAAUUAGCCUAUAGAGCACAUCUUAAUUAAAUCAAGUCCUAUCCUUGUAUAUUCACUGUUUCUGCUGUUAAUUAAACCACACAUCUGCCUACUUUUUUUCCCCAUGCCUUUAAAUCAAAUGCAAUCAAGCCAUGACUGGUUUGGCUAAUUCAAAUGUGGAGUAUCAUCUAUAUUCAUAUUUAAAAUGAAAAGAUUUCAGUAUCUCUACUGAAAUCUAUUCAAGCUUCCUCCACCUCACACUUCUCCCCCACAUUCACUUGUUAUGAAGAGCCAGGCGUCAAAAAUGGUUAAAAUGAGUCACAUCUGAGUUGAUAUGACAGAAAUAGCUGCUCAGACUUAAGAAAAUGUGGUUCAGAGACAUGCUGUGUAUGUAUAGCACAGAAAAGCCCAGAAUGACUUUUUCUCCCCCUUUGCUUCUUUCACAUAGAUUUAAAUUGAGUCACAUAGGACUACACGACUGGUAAAUCAGAAUCCAUUCCUCAUUACACUCACAUGAACGCUUAAGCUGUCGAUUACUGUUUUUCAUUAAAAUUUCUGCAUGAAUUCAGAAGAAAAAAGAACAAAAGAAACUGAAACAGGUGCUGUACAGCCUGAGAGAUACUGAAACUAUA
This is a messenger RNA of Oreochromis aureus, 4783 nucleotides long. It is a transcript of the gene osmr, whose product is annotated as oncostatin M receptor. The transcript is spliced from 17 exons. The record is from RefSeq and is a predicted model, not a curated record. Lineage: Eukaryota; Metazoa; Chordata; Actinopteri; Cichliformes; Cichlidae. The coding region runs from base 57 to 2732 and encodes 891 amino acids. Gene Ontology annotation, molecular function: protein binding.